Molecule: messenger RNA, 894 nt
Organism: Eimeria maxima
Lineage: Eukaryota; Apicomplexa; Conoidasida; Eucoccidiorida; Eimeriidae
Exons: 7
Coding region: 1-894 (297 amino acids)
Source: RefSeq, a predicted model, not a curated record
AUGACCUUACGCCGCUGCAGCAGGCAUUGGCGCCCGGCGGGUGGUGGUUUAGAUGGAGUUUCCCUGCUGUGGGGCGCGGAGUGUCUAAGUCAUUUGGGGCCCUUCUUGCUGCCGGCCAUCCUCCAGUGCAAAAUCCGCCCUUGCCCUGUAUAUCAGCUGCAGCGGCAGCAGCAGCAGCAGCAGCAGGAAGAGCAGCAGCAGCAGCAGCAGCAACAGCAGCACCAAGGAAGGGUGCUGCUGCUCCACGAAGAACAGACAGAAGCAAUAGCAGGCAUAACUGCAGCAGCAGCAGCAGCAGCAGCAGCAGGAAAAGAAGCAGGAUCAGCAUUCCCUCAACCUCAGCAGCAGCGACAGCAGCAGUUGGACGACGAUGGGAAGCAGCAGCAACAGCAGCAGCAGCAGCAGCAGCAGCACAAUGAAGGGCAGCAGCAGCAGCAGCACGAAGGGUGUCGAUACAGCGCAGCACAAUGGAAUGGUUUGCUGCGCCUUGUUUUCCGCAUUCUAGAUAUUGUCCCUCCAGAAUCCCGUGCCAACUGCCGAGCUAUUAUAUCCAACGAGCUGGCUGCAUGCAGAGAGCAGCAGGAGCAGGAGCAGGAGCAGCAGCAGCAGCCAGCAGAAGAGAAGAAGACAGCACCUGUCUUGGAGUAUCUGAGGGACCCAACAGCAAUAUAUACAAACAACGGAUUUCUAUCUAAGCUUGGGGCGGGGCUGGCAGUGUUGAAGGGUUUACGAGGCCUCUGCAUACUAGAGAUGGUUUAUUGCGGAGAGGAAACCCUAAUCAAUACAUCGCAGUACUUUGAUAACAAAACCUUUAGGUCUGUAGGCAGUGUUGCUAUGUUGCUGCUAAACAGCUGCACUCUCGCCUUCAUCAUGAAGACCCACAAAUACGGUUAG